AGGCAGAGCGAGAGAGCGACGAGACGGACUUUAGCCGAUCAGCCCACCCGGCCUAUGCAAGCAGUCGGUGCAAAGAUUGGUCGGUGAGUCGUCACACCACGACCUAUCCUAGGCCUACCCGAUGAGGAUCAUGAAUUGAGAAAAAAGGUGCGAUAUGUUGCGUGAUUUGUCCAUAAUAGAAAGGUUGUAACUAAAGUGGAGUGAGAAAGCUACCAGAUCAUAUUGUAAUCAGGCACAAUCAUCUUUCACUGUGUUCUUCCAUAAGAAAUACAAAGAUGGCUUCCUAUGUUAUUCCCAUUGGUUCAGAUGAGGAUGCGUUCCAUGAAGAAACACAGCAUUUGGUGCUAAAGAUGCUAGGGUUGGUGCCAUUGGAAUUUUAUGAAGGUGAAUUUGAUGAAGGUGAAAGGGACAGUACUGCACGUUUACAAUUGUCUUCACAAAGUGUGGACUCUCAGGUAUCUCUGGAGCAUGUCAUGUCAUCUUGCAGUGUAGAUUCUGAUCUGGAAGUUGAUCAUGCCCCAGCAGUGUCAAUGCCAUCUAGAAUUGUUUCUUAUUCUGCAACUUGCUCUGCUAUGACGAUGUCUAGAGUUGAACUCACCAAAGAUGAACUUAAGUUUGAAGCAGCUGCAAAACAACUGGACAAGAUGGCUGAAAUGUUUUCAGCUAAGUUCGAAGACGAAUUCAAAAUGAUAGAAGAAAAUUUCUACCAAAAUGGUAGUUACUCAUCAUUCAGUUCGUUCAUGGGGAAAAUUAUACCGGCAGGCAACCCUGUGUGGUACAAGAUAUCCAUGCUGUUUGGCAUCUCUCGUUACUUACUGAAGAAGGAUAAGAAGCAUUCGUCUGGCAUAUCUUCUUACACAGUGAAUUACAUCGAAGACAAUUUUGCAGAUUAUAUCAUUGAAAAUGGAGGAUGGGAUUCAGUUGCAAGUGUCAGUUUAAAAGAAAUGAAAGAAGGAGAAUUAUUUCAUGAAAAAUCACCACUUGAAGGCUGUCCGUCUCCUCAAAAUGUCAAGAAUGAGACGGUAACUGAUGGGAAGCCAUCUUCUGAUCCAGAGACAGACAAGGGAUUGCAAACAGAAGAUGCCAAGCAAGAUAAAGGAGCUGGCGAUUCCAAAUCAGCAAUGGAAUCCAGCUUCUUUGAUUUCAACCCAUUCACAGUCACUGCAACAGCUGCAGCAGCAGUUGCAGUGGCUUAUGCUGUUAUAAAGACAUAAGCUUAGUUUAAGGUUAACCAUUUAUUUUUAUGUUAAUGGUUUAUAUAUUACAGUUUAAGAUUGAAAGGAAUAACAACAUGUAUGUUUUUAUAUAACGUUCUACACAACUAAGUCUCAGUGAUUUUCCAUAUUAUUAUUUCCCCAUUCAUAGGAACGAUCGGGGAAAUUUCAUAGUUUGCUGCAUAAAAUAUAUCAGUGCAUUUUGCACUAGAACCUUCUCAGGUACCCACUUAUACUCUUGGGUGGAGAGAAGCAAUGCAGCUAAAGUGUCUUGCUCUUGUGAAAUGCACAGCAAGGGAUUGAAACCCCGGACCUCAAGGUUAGGAAACCAAAGAUUAAUUAUUUAAAUACCCACCUACCUUUAACAUAAUACUGAAAUAACAAUUUUGGUUUUUGUCUCGUUUUAAUUUUGUAUCUUCUAAAUAUGUGUCUGACCAAGAGAUUGCCAAUUUGUUGUGGGCCUGUAGCCCAUGUUGUUGUCUUGACAACAUGCUUCUUGCCAAUGAUUAAACAAAUUCAAUUUCUAGGUAAAUGUUUAUGACAAAUUAAUAUUAUUACCUAUGUAUUUGAAUGUUAGCUCAUGACUGCAUGAUUCUCAUAAAAAUUAGGGGAGAAUCCAGAAAUACAAGGAAAUUCAAUUUCAUUUUCCCCAAUUUUUUGUCUAAUUUUCAAAAAAUUAUGGAGGGGUUGUUGUGUCAGUGGCAUGACUUCCCUUCCUCGACCCUUCUCCCACAUUUUCCUUUGAAAAUGGAUCAAGGCUUGGAGUAAUGACCUCCUAAAUUAUUGCAAUAGCUUCAGUCUUGUGUCAAUGUUUGCUUGACACAAUAAUAAUGUUUGAUCCCGAAAUGCUAUUCAUUUUAAAAUGUACUUAAUUCAUUUUACUGUUUUUAUUAAUAGAAUAUAGAAGUACUGUACUGUAUUUUAGACUGUGGUGUAUUUUGCUUGCCAUUUCAUUCAACAGUAUCUUAUUUCCCACCAAUAGCAUAUUAAUAUUAUAUAGGAGUAUAUUUAGCAUAGAAACAUUACUGCAAGUUAUUGAUACACAGUUAGGUAACCAGAUAUAAUACAUACCAAAGUUGUGGAACAAUUUAAUUAGAAAAGUUUAUACUGUAUAACUAUGAUGUGUAUACUCAAAAGUUACUGUUUGUAUAUGCAUAGACAUUUUUUAUUCAUUUUAUAUAUUUUGUUUUCAAAUUUUACUAUAAUAAUGAAUUCAACUAAAUAGAUUUAUACAUAUACCUGUAGGUGUAGAGGUCUCCAUCAUAAAUAUUUAUAAAUAUAUUAAAAUAUUUAAACAAAAUCAUCAGAUGAUAAAAAUUAUGCUUAUUACAGGUGCUAAUUAAUGUGGAAAAUUAUAGAUUAUUAAUAGGAGUUGGGUCAGAUACUACCUUCUCCUAAUUGACAGGCAACAGAUGCUACUCUUUCUUAAUUUUAAUGUUGAAAAUGCCAAUUUUCUUGCUGGAAUACUGUAUUUGUAGGCCCUUCUGUGUGAACCCUUCUGCUUUAAGGCAUGCCCACCAUAAGAUUUUUAUCUUCUUGGGAUCAAUCCUCGUUUCAUAGAUUAUUUACAUUAUUAUUUUAAAUCAUAUUGUAUUGUGAAAAUGAAAAAAAAAAUUGUUGAUGAAGGAUGCGGCAUUUGUGAUUUUAUAUCAGGGGUGGUGCCCAACAGAGGGUCCUAAGUCCCUGAAGAGAGAUCUAAAGUCACUGGCUGGGGGUGCACACCUACCUCAGCCCCACUGAUGUUGGAACAGAUUUUAAGAAUCUCAGGAUGUAAUGAUGCAAUUUUAAGGAAAAAUAUCCUCCACCGUAAUGUUUACAUUGAAAACGAGUUUUGUUGACUACAGUAUAUAUAAAUUAGAACGUACUGUAUGUCACUUGUAUUUCAAAAUACUACUUAGAAUAUAGUCACUGGAAAUAUUUGUCAUGAACAUUUUUUCUUUCUUUCAUUUAUUUCUGUUUUACUUUUAAAAGGAACCAAUAUUAUGGUGGAUUAUUAAUUAGUAUAAUAUGUGUGAAUUAUGUAAUAUGUUGAGAAUUAUUAAUAUGGUAUUAAAUUUGGUGUUUAGGAAAGUUAGAUAAGGUGCAUUAAAAUGUUGUAUUAUUGGUAUUUGGUCUAUAUCAUCUAAUGAAAAAGAUUUAUUUGAUGUUAUGGGCCAAUCCUAGUGUAGCUUGUAUUCUGGUGUUCAUAAUAAGUUUACCUAUUUAUAACUUGGAGGAUGUAUAAAUUGCAGUUUGUUUAAUAACCAUUUAAUGUCAUUGUCAACAAAUAGUGUAUUGAUUGUUAAUAAUAAGUUUACCUAUUUAUUACUCAGAGGAUGUAUUAAUUGCAGUUUGUUUACUUACCAUUUAAUGCCAUUGUCUUAGUAUAUUGAUAGCUUUGGAACAUUGCUGAAUAUUUUUUUUUUUAAUUUUUGGGACUUCUGGCUUUUUUGAGGCAUAAUGAAUAAAUAAAUUGAAAAAAUGAUACUGAUUUCAAUAUUUCUAUAAAGGAUUUUUUAUAAUGCAUAUAUUUUUUACAGUACAAAUUAUCAAAAAUGUGUAUAUAAUUCAAGAACAUAAUAUUAUAAAAAAAAUUGUAUGAACUAACAAUAAAUUGUAAUAUGAAACACAUUUU
This is a messenger RNA of Anneissia japonica, 3828 nucleotides long. RefSeq lists its product as uncharacterized. The transcript is spliced from 5 exons. The record is from RefSeq and is a predicted model, not a curated record. Gene Ontology annotation, biological process: apoptotic process; regulation of apoptotic process. Gene Ontology annotation, cellular component: mitochondrion. Lineage: Eukaryota; Metazoa; Echinodermata; Crinoidea; Comatulida; Comatulidae. Bases 276 to 1214 code for a protein of 312 amino acids.